Molecule: messenger RNA, 751 nt
Organism: Anarrhichthys ocellatus (wolf-eel)
Lineage: Eukaryota; Metazoa; Chordata; Actinopteri; Perciformes; Anarhichadidae
Gene: crygs2
Product: crystallin, gamma S2
Exons: 3
Coding region: 98-622 (174 amino acids)
Biological process (GO): visual perception; lens development in camera-type eye
Molecular function (GO): structural constituent of eye lens
Source: RefSeq, a predicted model, not a curated record
GUGAGGGGCCGGUGCAACAAUCGAGACCUCAGGGGAACCACCACCACCACCACCAUCCCUUAACAUAACCAGGGCCAUCCCUCAUAUUCGCUCCAAGAUGGGCAGGAUUGUCUUCUACGAGGACAAGAACUUCCAGGGACGCCGCUAUGAGUGCGACAGCGACUGCUCGGACUUCCACGCCUACCUGAGCCGCUGCAACUCCAUCCGGGUGGAGAGUGGGGCCUGGGUGGUGUACGAACGGCCCAACUACAUGGGCUACCAGUACGUCCUGAGCCGGGGGGAGUACCCAGACUACCAGCGCUGGAUGGGCCUCAACGACCGCCUCAGCUCCUGCAAGAUGGUCCACUUCACCAGCGGGACCCUGUACAAAAUGCAGCUGUAUGAGAAGGCAGACUUCGGGGGCCAGGCCUUCGAGGCCAUAGAGGACUGCCCCUCUCUCCUGGAGAAGUUCCGCUGGAGGGAGGUCAACUCCUGUAAGAUCUUCGACGGCUGGUGGGUCUUCUACGAGCACCCCAACUACCGCGGACGCCAGUACUUCCUGGAGAAGGGGGAGUACCGCAAGCCUGGCGACUGGGGUGCCGUCAGUCCUACGGUCCAGUCCUUCAGGCGCUUCACUGAAUGAUUUAACCUCCAUCCAAAACGUUGAAAGAAAAUAACCUAAAAAGUUGAUAUUUUACUUUGAUUUUAAUUGACUAUUUUGUGAUUUGAAACUGAGGUCUCACAAAUAAAAAAAAACUGUCCAGUAAGCAGA